GGACCAGUUGUUAUUCAUCUAAGCAGCUUCACGAAGCGCGACGGAAACUACCGAUUAGUGCCGAAACGAUCACUGUCUGGGGCUUACACUCGCCCGGUUCGUGCUUUAUUGACCAUUUCCUGCGAUAUUCGCACUAAAAACUCUGUAACGUAGCUAAAUAAAUGUUGUGGUGUUGCAGUAAGUAACCAGUGAAUAAAUAAUACGUGCGGGUUUUGUGUUAGUCAUGAACAGAGCGAUACAAACAAUAGCAGUGUGUAUUGGAUUACGAUAAUCAACGCUAAUCGAACCGUGGUGAGAAAAAAUACGGUGCUAAAUAAACGUAAAUCUCAUUUGUAUAUAUUAUACACAUUCCGGUGAUAACCUUGUACACGAAGAGGUACUUGUAACCUACAUAGAUUGUCGAGUCAAUCCUAUACGUUCCCUGAAUAAACAUUAUAUCAUAAUAAUGCCGACGACGAUACAAGAAAACAUUGCCCUGCUUAAUAUGAUGUCUUCUGAUAAUUUAGAAGACGAUUUGAAGAGCGUUCAGCUACAUUAUCCAUCAGAAAGACGGCUACAGAGCGACGGCGCAUGCGUGGAAGAGAGGGUGAGGACAUCGCGUGGUGACAUACUGGUAGCGAUCCGCGGGGACCGGAAUAAGCGCGCGAUAAUAACAUACCAUGACCUCGGACUCAAUUAUGCCGCAAACUUCCAGGCAUUCUUCAAUUUCACCGAUAUGAGGGCAAUCUUAGACCAAUUUUGCAUCUACCACAUCAAUGCCCCGGGCCAAGAGGAAGGAGCGCCGACAUUGCCCGAAGACUUCUCAUACCCCUCAAUGGAUGCUUUGGCUUCCCAAAUAGACUUUGUUCUUGGACACUUUGGUAUAAGAUCUUUCAUCGGAUUUGGAGUCGGUGCUGGCGCUAAUAUUUUAGCUCGCUAUGCCCUUGAAAAUCCUCAAAAAGUUGAUGCUUUAGUACUUAUCAAUUGUACGUCCACACAAGCAGGCUGGACUGAGUGGUUGUAUCAGAAAAUUAACACGCGGCAACUGCGAUCCAGCGGGAUGACUCAGGGAGCCCUUGAUUACUUAAUGUGGCAUCACUUUGGUCGCAGUAACGACGAUCGUAACCACGACCUGGCUCAUGUGUACAAAGAUUGCUUUUCUCAAGUGAAUCCCGCAAAUCUGUCUAUGUUCAUAGAUUCAUACUUACGUCGUUCUGAUUUAGCAAUAUCAAGAGACAGCAAUUCGAUUAAGGUGCCAGUGUUGAACGUGACUGGCGGUCUUUCCCCUCAUGUAGAUGAUACAGUAACGUUUAAUGGUCGGUUAGAGCCUGCUAAGACGUCGUGGUUGAGUAUUUCUGACUGUGGCAUGGUGUUAGAAGAACAGCCCAGUAAAAUUGCAGAGGCGUUUAGGUUGUUUCUUCAGGGUGAAGGUUACUGUAGAUAGUCACCCUACCUACCGUUACAUACAACGAUACAUGCAACGCAGCUAAAAUAGAUUGCACUCGAUGCUUUAUCACACGCGAGCUUUAAUAAUAAAUUUGUUGUAGGCAUUGGAAAUGUAGACAGAUAUUGUUAACCCUUGUUCAAGAAUAUUUAAGGAAAUAAAAUUAUUUUAUGGCUGAA
Messenger RNA from Pararge aegeria (speckled wood butterfly), 1602 nucleotides. Its product is annotated as protein NDRG3-like. The transcript has a single exon. Lineage: Eukaryota; Metazoa; Arthropoda; Insecta; Lepidoptera; Nymphalidae. The record is from RefSeq and is a predicted model, not a curated record. Gene Ontology annotation, biological process: signal transduction. The coding region runs from base 446 to 1423 and encodes 325 amino acids. Gene Ontology annotation, cellular component: cytoplasm.